CAGCGACAGCGCCCUCCACCCAAAAGGCGGUAAGUGGACAAGUCGCAGCUUGCGCCCUUGACAGGUGGACGGAGAAAAGGGAGCCUGACGCUGGCCCCAGAUUGCGGAUUGUCGCAGCUUUGGGGCAUCUCCUCGGCUUCUACCUUGCUCUCACAGGCAUCUCCUUUGUCUCUCUCUUUUUCGCUCUGAGGUCCUUUUUCACCUUUUUACUCUCGUCAUUUACUCCUUUUUACUCUCUUUUAAUGCACUCUUUUAAUGCAUUUUUUUACUUGUCAUAUUUUUAGUCCCAACAAGUCGCGAACCCCGCUCAACGGUUCUAAUUACAGCAGUGGUCAAAGCGCAACAUAGGCGGGAGGACUCGGUGAAAAGAUAAUCCGGAUGAGAUGACUAAGCGGCGGGCACUGAGAUGGGAGUCCGACAGCAAAGAACCAUUCCAGCAGGUAUACUUCGGACACGAGCAGAGGCCGAUAGAUGUUGGAUGACGAGGGUAUUCAAGCAUAUAAAGAGAGAGCGAUACUACUGGGAGAUACACCUACCAUAGACUCAGAGAUAGAGAUACUAUACUUUACCUCCUACGCGAUACAAUGGCAUCCCACGAGAUCCUCCCCUGUACCCCCGCAGACACGCUCGAGAUGGCCCGUCUCGAACGCGCAGCUUACGGCCCCGAACCACUCACGCUUCUCAUGUUCGGAGAGCCUGCACCAUCCGCCAUCAACGCGCGAGCAGAUAAAUUCGCCCAGAUGAUGGACCACCCUUCCUCGCGCUUGUGGAAAGUCAUGGCAGACGAUGGCAAGAUAGCCGGCAUUGCGCUGUGGAAUUUCAGGACAGACGAGAACUGGAUCGAGCAGCUGGAUGGGCCUGAAAAGCCGGACGAGUACGUCGAGACAGGCGAGGAAGGGCUGCCGGAGUCAGGGUAUGCGGCUCGCAGGGCAUUCUUCAACUGGCUUUAUGGCGUCCGGAAGAGGAGGAUGGGCGGAAAACCACACGUUUUGCUGAAUCUUCUCGCGGUGCAUCCGGAUUAUCAGCGGCGAGGCAUCGGCGGGGCGCUCGUGAAGCAUGGUCUUGAAGAGGCGAAGAAGUUGGACAUGCCAACUUGGUUGGAGGCGUCGCCGGAAGGGUUUCCGCUUUACACGGCACAUGGCUUUGAGAUCGUGGAGCCUGUUGCCUGGACGCUGGCGGAGUAUGGAGGAAAGGAAGAGGAUGGCAAGGUCGAGUCGUGGGGAAUGAUCAAGGAAGCUGCUUGAUCUUAUCUUAUCGCCAUUCACUAGCUAGUUAUCAUCACGUGGCGAUAAGAUUGUACAUACUCUCAACAUGGACAUAUAGACAAGUUGUGUUUUGAUAUAGAAAGAAGAGGCAAGUCUACUUCGCAAACUCUGCUCCGUACUCAUCUAUAAUCCACUGACAAAAGGCUUCCCACUCUUGUCGCCACAGUUUCAUCCUCUCUGCCUUAACGCCACCACCCUCAUACCCCUUAUCGAUACCCCCCACCCACUGCUCGUCGUCCUCGUCUUCAAAAGCAGCAUACCGCACACUGUUCUCUGCCAGCGAGCCCAGUCCCGCCAGUCCCAGGUUCUCCCAGGCCUGCACCGCCUGCCAGAAAUCAUGAGACAUACCCGACGUCCCCUGUCCCAACAGCGCAGGGUCAUCGUUGCUCAGCGAUGCAGAUACCCCGCGCGCCAACAGGGCUGGCAAGGGAUGUGCUAGGGCAGUGGCAGUCAACCGCAGCACCUCGUUGGAGAUAGGACAGCUCUCAACCAUGAUGCGGCGCUCCUUGACGAUGUCGAUUAGGUGCGGGUGUUUGAAGAGCGAGAACGCAUGGCCGAUUCGUCGGGUGUUGAGCAGGAUGGCGUCGUAGAGGUUGCGGUCCGUGCUGUCACCAUCUCCCAGGCAUUCACCAGCAUGGAAGAAAAAGGGUAUAUUUAAGUUUUGAGAUAUGCACUGUUGCCGGAACCACAGAAUUUGAGGCAUUAAGGCCGCGAGCGUUUGGCCCAGGUCCUC
Messenger RNA from Trichophyton rubrum CBS 118892, 1998 nucleotides. RefSeq lists its product as uncharacterized. The record is from RefSeq and is a predicted model, not a curated record. Gene Ontology annotation, molecular function: acyltransferase activity, transferring groups other than amino-acyl groups. Bases 585 to 1244 code for a protein of 219 amino acids. Lineage: Eukaryota; Fungi; Ascomycota; Eurotiomycetes; Onygenales; Arthrodermataceae. The transcript has 2 exons.